AUGGAGGAAAGGGUUCACUCGUUCAACAACCUCCCGGGCCCGGCGGAUAUGGAGUUACCCAACCUGUUUGGUCGCAACCACUGGGUUUUUGGCGUCUGCCAUGUUGAGAUCAAGAACCCCUCCGACAUUUUUAUAGCCGUCAACCCAGAGAUUGAUUUUAUGAAGCAGGCCAGCCCGUGUCAAAUACUUUCAAUGCCAACAACACAAGGGAAAGCUGAAGCGACGGUUCCCCAUCUCUUGGACGCCUUUCUCAUACCCGAGGGAUUCAACCCUAAAGCUACGGCCCUCUUACCUGGCUCAUGGUCCACCUUGGAACCCGAGAUGGCGCAGGCGAUCGAAGAUGAGCUGAAGAAGCACGGUGUGACACCGGCGCUUUGCAAAGUGGGCGUCUGCACCCCGAAGGAGCGGGUGAUCUUGGAGAAGCGCCGAGAGGAUUUCUUUCUCCCGCUCACUCCGGCGUUGGAGAUGGUUUUUCGAGAGCCGGUUAAACUGGGCGGUUCUACAAGGUGUCAUGGCUGCCGGAUGGGUCAGGCGUCGUUUUUCGAAGCCCUCAAACGGUGUGCGCAGUGCGGCCGGGCGUGGUAUCACUCAAGAGAGUGCCAGAGGGCGUACUGGAUAGUGCACAAGGAAACAUGUCGCGCACCUGCUGCCACCGCUUCACCUGCUGCCGUCCCUCUUCCAAAGCUCGACGCCCAUGACUAUUACACUACAAAGGCGCCUAACGACCCGGAGGCCCGAGAUUUGAUGAAAUCGCUUUGUCUUGAAGACGGUUCAAAACGUAGUGGAAUAGGCUUGCCUCUAUACCGCCUCAUUAUCACAGGUCAGGACACGCCAGAAAAGAUGCGGCUUCUAUUUGGUCCAAACUAUGGAACCAGCCUGGAGGAGCAACAUGAAGAAGUCCGUCUGCAGUGCCUACUCGAGCCGCCCCCUGGAUCUCCAGCGCACAUGAAUAUGAAUGAUUCUUGUCUUGUUCGAGUUUUGCGGCCGGCGACCGAGGACGAGGAGGGGAAGAUUGCUGAAGUCAAAGGGUUGCAGGCUUUGAUUCAGGGUAGGGUGGGUGUUGGGAACCGCCCUUCGGUAGCGGAUAUGCAGGCUAUUCUCAAGAUUUAUGGUGAGGACUGGCCUGGGAUGUUGCUGAGUUAUAGUUUGGCGGUGAGAACCAUGGAUCAGAGGCGUUUUGGUUGGUGGUUGCCGUAG
Podospora pseudopauciseta is the source of this 1197-nucleotide messenger RNA. RefSeq lists its product as uncharacterized. The transcript is spliced from 3 exons. The record is from RefSeq and is a predicted model, not a curated record. Lineage: Eukaryota; Fungi; Ascomycota; Sordariomycetes; Sordariales; Podosporaceae. The coding region runs from base 1 to 1197 and encodes 398 amino acids.